Molecule: messenger RNA, 1482 nt
Organism: Vicia villosa (hairy vetch)
Lineage: Eukaryota; Viridiplantae; Streptophyta; Magnoliopsida; Fabales; Fabaceae
Exons: 3
Coding region: 1-1482 (493 amino acids)
Biological process (GO): DNA transposition
Molecular function (GO): transposase activity; DNA binding; zinc ion binding
Source: RefSeq, a predicted model, not a curated record
AUGGAAGUGAUUCCCAUAUUGGAAUCUCCUCCGUUAUUUCAAAGACUGCAUGUUUGCUUGGAUGCUUGCAAGAAAGGUUUUAAAGCUGGAUGUAGGCCAUUGAUAGGACUUGAUGGGUGUUUUUUGAAAGGAUAUUAUGGGGGACAACUCCUAUCAGCUGUUGCUCAAGAUGCAAAUAACCAAUUCUAUGUUAUUGCAUACGCAGUGGUUGAUUCUGAGACAAAAGAUAAUUGCAAGUGGUUUUUGACAUUACUUGAAAGUGACAUAGGAGACCAUGUGAGCUAUGGAUGGAACUUCAUAUCUGAUCAACAGAAGGGAUUAUUGCCUGCACUAAAGGAAGCAAUGCCACUUGUCUAUCAUAGGAAUUGUGUACUCCAUAUAUGGAAGAACUUCAUCAAGCAAUAUAAGGACAAAGAGUUACGAGGUAUUGUGUGGCAAUGUGCAAAAAGCACAACUGAACCAGAGUUCAAUGCUCAUAUGGAAAAAUUGAAGACACUUAAUGAAAAAGCAUGGAGUUAUCUCUACAACAUUGAUAAAACAACAUGGGUGAAGGCGUAUUUCAGUCAUUGGCCUAAGUUGGAUAACAUCACAAACAACAUGUGUGAAGUUUGGAAUAACAAGAUUGUGAAAUAUAGAGAAAAGCCUAUUUUGACAAUGAUGGAAGAGUUGAGGUGUUACUUGAUGAGGAGGAUGGCAUCCCAUAAGAGAGUCUUAGGCACAUGCAAGAGUAUAUUACCACCUGUUCAACAAAGAAAGAUUGAAAAAUUAAAGGUAGAGAGCAAUAAGUGGACACCUCAAAUAACAGGUGAUGAUCAAUAUGAGGUUCGAAGACAUGGCACAAGCCUUGGGGUGAACUUGGAUUUGCAAACAUGUAUUUGUCAAAUGUGGCAAUUGACUGGCAUGCCUUGUAUUCAUGCCAUUGCAGCUAUAGCAUAUAAGGUCGAGAAGUCUGAGAAUUAUGUGCAUCAGUGGCUCACAAUGGAAGCUUUGAAUGCUACUUAUGAUCAUUACAUUCUACCAGUCAACAGUCAGGAAUAUUGGAAAAUUACAGAGCAUCCUAAGCCAGAACCACCAAAGUUGAAAAGACCUAUCGGUAGACCAAAGAAGCAUAGAAGGAAAAAUGCAAUUUCAGAAGAUAUGCCAGGGAGCGGAACACGUAAGGUUAAAAGAAGAUAUGAAGUGAUUUGCCCAAAGUGUGGUGAAGCUGGUCAUUAUGAAAAGACAUGCAAGGGACCUCCAAAACCAGGAUAUGUGAAAAAGAACAAAAAGCUGGAAUCACCACAACCACCAGUUGUAAGGUCUACUCCUAUUAGGCCAUCACCACCUCCUGUUACACCAUCACCUCCUCCAGUUAGGCUACCAACACCGUCUUUCAUUGCACGUCCUUCAACAGUUGGAACUUCAUCGAUCCGACCACCAACAGGGCCUAGUAGUCAUGGAUUCAUGCCUACUCCUAAAUUUACACAAUGGCGGCCAACUUGA